AGUCAUAGUCACGUGCUACACCAUUUGGCGGGGAAUACGCACGCCAUAAUCUGUCUUUCUUUGCUUUCAAGUUUUUGAUUCCGGCGUCGGAAAAAUUCCUUUUUUCUCAUCCAAAGAUGUCUGGCUCCCCUAAAGAGAACGAGCCCUUCGACGAAGCGGUCGAGGAGAGAAUUAUCAAUGAAGAGUACAAAAUAUGGAAGAAGAAUACGCCGUUCUUGUACGAUUUGGUCAUGACACACGCAUUAGAAUGGCCUAGCCUUACUGUACAGUGGCUUCCAGACGUCACAAAACCUGAAGGCAAAGAUUAUUCAGUCCAUCGUCUUAUUCUUGGGACACAUACGUCUGAUGAACAGAACCAUGUAGUAAUAGCCAGUGUACAGUUACCCAAUGAUGAUGCUCAGUUUGAUGCUAGUCAUUAUGACAGUGAAAAAGGAGAAUUUGGAGGUUUUGGUUCAGUUAGCGGAAAAAUUGAAAUAGAAAUAAGAAUAAACCAUGAAGGAGAAGUAAAUAGAGCUCGUUUCAUGCCUCAAAACCCUUGUAUCAUUGCAACAAAGACACCAACAGCAGACGUUCUUGUGUUUGACUACACAAAGCACCCAUCUAAACCAGAUCCUAAUGGCGAGUGUAAUCCUGACCUACGCCUCAAGGGACACACUAAAGAGGGUUAUGGUCUGUCAUGGAAUCCAAAUGUCAAUGGUCACUUGUUAAGUGCUUCAGAUGAUCAUACCAUCUGUUUGUGGGACAUCAGCAAAGUGACUAAGGAACAAAAGACUGUUGAUGCACAUCGUAUCUUCACUGGACACUCAGCUGUUGUCGAGGAUGUAUCUUGGCAUCUUCUACAUGAAAGCUUGUUUGGGUCAGUUGCUGAUGAUCAUAAAUUAAUGAUAUGGGACACUCGUCAGAACAGCAGUAACAAAGCCGCUCACACAGUGGACGCACACACAGCAGAAGUCAACUGUCUAUCAUUCAACCCUUAUAGUGAGUUUAUUCUUGCUACUGGUUCGGCUGACAAGACUGUUGCUUUGUGGGAUUUAAGAAAUCUGAAGCUGAAACUACACUCCUUYGAGUCGCACAAAGAUGAAAUAUUCCAGGUACAAUGGUCUCCACAUAAUGAAACCAUCCUUGCUUCAAGUGGGACAGACAGACGCCUUCAUGUAUGGGAUCUCAGUAAAAUAGGUGAAGAACAAUCAGCAGAAGAUAUGGAAGAUGGACCUCCAGAACUAUUGUUUAUCCAUGGCGGACACACUGCCAAGAUCUCUGACUUCUCCUGGAACCCCAAUGAACCUUGGGUACUGUGCAGCAUCUCUGAAGAUAACAUCAUGCAAGUCUGGCAAAUGGCUGAAAACAUCUACAACGACGAAGAAUUAGAGACACCAGCAUCAGAGCUUGAAGAACCAGCAUCCUAAGUUAUACCUCCAACCAUCAUCAUAACCUAUACUUCCACGAUCACAUGUAGAUAUCCUUGCUUUUCUGCCUCCCUCUCUCUCUCUCUCUCUGUCAUAUUGGUCCACUUUACCAAAGAAAGACUUUUAAUCCUCAAAAAGCCACUAUAAUUUUGUACAAUAUGUCAAACUAUCUUUCCCCUUAUUUAUCUUUCCCCUUAAAGUACACAAUUUGGUUCUUUUUCACUAGAGAAAAGCUUCUUAAAUUUAUUGGAAGAAAAGUGACUAUAAUUUUG
This is a messenger RNA of Actinia tenebrosa (Australian red waratah sea anemone), 1678 nucleotides long. Its product is annotated as histone-binding protein RBBP7. Lineage: Eukaryota; Metazoa; Cnidaria; Anthozoa; Actiniaria; Actiniidae. Gene Ontology annotation, molecular function: protein binding. The record is from RefSeq and is a predicted model, not a curated record.